CAACUCGAUCGUAAUUAACUAUUUUAAUUGCGAACUAAAUUAAAUGUCCACUCAGUUUUUUAUAAAGUUAGUGAUUUUAUAGUUUAUAUUUAUAUUGUUUCUUUGGAUUAAGCCGUGCUGUGUCACUUUCGUUCGAUUUUCACAUGCAAUUUGAGAUUUCCUAGUCUUCCAGCCUUUCUUUUAUUUUACUUUUUCGAAAGAGGGUGCGGUUGAGAAAUGGCUGCUGUUCCAGGCUCUAGUAAAGGUGGUGUGUCGGGUGGGGGCGAAGGCGAUGUUGCGAGAGAGGUGGAGAAAAAUGAAGGGGCUGUCGGUGAAGAUGACGGCGACGAGACGACGGGCCGUAUCGAUAACCGGCCCACUUUCCGGACUGAUGAUCUUGGUGCUGAGGGAGGAGGUGAUUUCGAAAAGGGACAUCGUAUCGUAUAUGAAUUCCAUGAGCAGAUGAACAACCUCGUACUCGAAUUCAUGGAUCUUGUGCGUAAAUUGCCAAAAGGAUUUGAGAAAAAAUUCGACAGGAAUGAACUUGUAUCCCAUUUGGAAGUUAUUGGGCGUAUCGCGUACGAUCGUGAGAGCGAAUUUCUCAAGAUUGUUCGUAGCGAUAAAGAAUUGGCCAUAAAAUUAUGGGACUUCUUAGUCUACAGCACUGCCACCGUGCUAAAUCGUAUCAUCGAGAAGAAGAAUUCCCUCCUUUCUCGACCUGUCGCCAAGACGUAUAGAUUUUUAAAGACAAACGAAGACGCAAUCCGCCUCGCAUUUUGUGCUAUUUCCAAUUUCGUCGGAGCUGAUAUCGACGUCAUUCCGGUGACGAAAUAUGCGGAAAUGAUCAUUGUUCUUGGCCCCAUCUGGAAGGAAGGGAGUUUCGACGAGUUUGGACGCUUAUCUUAUUUUCCUCUGGAAAAUCUGGUGUGGAAGGUGGAACGUGCCGAGCACUUCUUGGACGUAGGGCUUCUUUCCAUGCCAGACUUGAUUGCGCGGUGCCGUUCAUACCCCUUCAACUCGACACAAUUCGCCGGGCUGCUUGCCAUUAUCCUAAAUCUGUGCCAGGUCCAGAGGGCCAACAAAGAUCUACUUACCAUGAGCCUUCCGUACGAGGAAGAACUUCUCAUCAGCCAUCUCCUCGAAGGAGUAAAACUAGAAAAUCCAAUCGAAGUGCGUCUCGCUGUGACCGGAAUGCUGAAAAACAUGGCUUUCUACCCAGAAAGCCACGAAACCAUUUUGAACAGGGAGUAUGGUAUCAUCACGUAUGCAAUCAUCCCAAUUGCCGGCACUACUAGUAUUAUUUUAGAGCAGGAAGACGAAGAGAUCUUCUACGCCAUCAAGUCUAAUGAGGUGGUGGAUCGCGAUCCGAACCCAGGCGUGCGCAAGAACGUCAUAGAAUUUAUCUACCAAAUGUGCGCAAUGAGAUCGACGCGCGAGGCUCUUCGUAAACUAAAGUUGUACGAAGUGCUACGCGAGUACCACACGGCUGAGGUGGUGCCAGAAUUGAAGGACCUGCUUGAAGACGUAAUCAAUGUUAUGAUUCGAACGGAGCUAGAAAUUGGCGUUUCUAAUUUGAAAGACAUUGAUCUGACCACGCCAAAGAAAGCGGAAGAGGAUAAGAAUGCCGCCAAUACCCUCGCCACCAAAGUCUCCGCUAGUGAACCUCCUGCCUCUGCUUCCGCCCCUGGACCCUCUGCUCCCACCCCUCGACCCCCCGCAAAUCAAGUAUCGCCUGAAUCAGACAACGUCGACGACGUGGACAUUGCCACCGUCCAAGGUUUGUUUGCAGAAUGUAUGAAAAAGCGAUGUGAAAGCAGCGACUAAACUCCACAAUACAAAAGGAAGAGCAUAGAAGAAAUAAUAAUUUAGAAUAUAAUUCAACUUUGUGAUGCUUAAAAAA
Messenger RNA from Folsomia candida, 1879 nucleotides. RefSeq lists its product as uncharacterized. The record is from RefSeq and is a predicted model, not a curated record. Bases 217 to 1803 code for a protein of 528 amino acids. The transcript has 8 exons. Lineage: Eukaryota; Metazoa; Arthropoda; Collembola; Entomobryomorpha; Isotomidae.